This is a messenger RNA of Belonocnema kinseyi, 4750 nucleotides long. It is a transcript of the gene Ptp99A, whose product is annotated as tyrosine-protein phosphatase 99A. Bases 1100 to 4303 code for a protein of 1067 amino acids. Lineage: Eukaryota; Metazoa; Arthropoda; Insecta; Hymenoptera; Cynipidae. The record is from RefSeq and is a predicted model, not a curated record. The transcript has 14 exons. Gene Ontology annotation, molecular function: protein tyrosine phosphatase activity; protein binding. Gene Ontology annotation, biological process: protein dephosphorylation.
CGUCCGUGGCACGAACGUUCGUGACUCGUGCUCUUCGGCACCGUCAGCCGAACUGAAGUAGGAUUUGUGCCAUUGUGUUGACGUCCUACCUCUCCAUUAUUUCGCCGGUGUCAUCGCGAGAAGCAAUGUUUCUCAAAAAAUAAACAACAUCGUCCUAGCGUCAAUAUUGUUACUUUGCGACUCUAGACUUUAGAGGCGUCGUCUUCUUUCCGUUCCCACUUGCAGGUGACUGUCCAUUGACCCUGAGCUCUGAAUAAUAAAAAUGUCUGCGCCGCUCCAUUAUCGCAUUAAAGUCCUGCAGUCCACCUUCCGAUGCAUCAACCUUCCGUGACAACUUUCGAAAAAGUUACACCCCUAAAGGAUUAGAUUCUGUCAGAAGAAAAAGUGCAUCUUGGCAAGAAUGACAAGUGGAAGAAAUAAGUGUCAAGAUUGUGGUCAAGAAUGACAUUUAAGUGCACACGUGUUUUUCAAGUGUCAAAAAAGAAGUGAGUGAAUCUUGAAUUGAGAUCGGCAGCUGAAAGGGAUGGAUCCGGAAGCUUUGUUCCUGCUCCUCCACCGUUGUCACAAUUAAAAUCUCGCCGGAUUGCACUAUUAUUCGGGAAUUGUUGAGAAUCCCCGGUCGAUAUGUUCACGGUUCGCCUCGGUUGUUCCAUUUUGCUCCAGUAGGGUUGGGGUCGGCAGAGUUCGGGAUACGAUCGAAGCACGAGAUACGAGAUUUUGGAAGGAUGCGAGGGCGCUGCACCCCCUGGAUUCUCCUGAAGUAAAAAAAAACCUCUCCGUCUAGUUCAGUGCUCCGAAAAAAAGUGUCGUGAUUUGGGCCAUGAUGUGUCGUCCCCCUGGCCUGGAUAUCGGUGAAGAGUUAUUCAAAUUGGAGAGAGUGCCUCUGUGGGAAAAAGGAACGCGGCAGCUGGGCUGAAGGUGGAUCAGGUCAGGUUAGGACUCGCCUAAAGAGGGUUCGGUUCCUCUUCAGUGAGACUUGAAGGAGGCGGUUUGGAGCGUGCGAGGCUUCUGCCUUCUGGCUCGCACAGCUGCUCCUGAUAGGGUCCACCCGCAGUUCAGGCUCGCAAUCGCAGCGCAAGCAGCCAGGGAUCUGAGAAAGAUGCCGUGGUCCAAGCGGACCGCAAGCAGCGGCUCUCGCUCGACUGUCAGGGCAGUGGCUCUCAACCUCGCCCUUCUUCUGGUCGGUGUGCACGGCCAGACCGAGGACACCACCGAGCAGAUGAUCAGCACCACUCUCCCUCCCAACGGAAACGACAACGAUACCAACCGAGUUCCGAGUAAACCAUUGGACCUUGCUCCACGUGGAAUUACAUCCUCCACCAUAGAAUUGUUAUGGUCCAAGCCCGAAUACGCGAAUGGGGCUAUCAAAGGUUAUCGAAUUUAUUACAUGCAUUCCAAUUACACAGAUGUCAAUACCUACAAACUCUCUGAAGAAGACCCCCAGCAUCUCCAAUUCACUCUCGAGAAACUUCAACCUUAUACCGAAUACAACAUAUGGGUAAAAGCCUUCACUUGGAAAAAUGAGGGUGAACCAUCUGAUCAUAUAAUGCAGAGAACCGAUAUUGCUGGACCCAUCUCUCCAAUAAUUUUGAAUCUCACUUGCCAAGCUGAAGAUGCAAUUUAUGUCCAGUGGGCUCGACCCGUGACUUAUUGGAAUUCUAUUGAUUAUUAUUACAUAAACUAUAAAACGGAAAAUGCAAAAACCUAUGAGGAAAUCGAACUUUCAACUGAUACAAGCCAUGUCGAGAGUGGAGCGACAAUUCCGAAUCUCACGAUGAAUGCAAUGUACGAAGUGACUGUGCAAGGAGCCACAAGAAGCGUGAUGAAUCCUUUGGAGAUAAUUCGAGGGAACAGUACGCUACCGAGGAAAGUUCUUCUUGCCCGAGACUGUGACAAAAGUCCACCUCUUAUGAGAAGAGGCAACAAAGAACUGAGUGCCGGUGUUAUUGCUGGGAUGGUCUGCGCCUGUUUUGCCGUCAUGCUGGCGAUUACUUCCUUUGUCCUCUGGAGGCCAUGUGGUAGGCCCGUUUUCAGAAAGUGCUUUCACACUGCCUAUUACUAUCUGGACUACCCGCCCAGGAAUGUCCCGACUCUCCAGGAAUGGGAAAACAGUGAGCAGGAUGGGGAAAGAACAGCAGUGGCUGUUCAGCACUUUGCUCAACAUGUUGCAUCCUUACAUGCCGAUGGAGACAUUGGUUUUAGCAAGGAAUAUGACGUCAUCCAAUCGGAUACUGGGGACUACACUGUCGAAAAUUCACAAUUCGCUGAAAACAAGGCGAAGAACAGAUACCUGAAUAUUCUUGCCUAUGAUCAUAGUCGAGUGCAAUUGCUGUCGUGUGGAGGUGGGCCUCCAAAAAAGGGUCAGGAUUACGUGAAUGCGAAUUAUAUUGACGGUUGGCAACGGGCACGAGCGUACAUCGGCACUCAAGGUCCUCUGCCUCCGACGUUCGACGGCUUUUGGCGCAUGGUGUGGGAACAACGAGUGUCUAUCAUCGUGAUGAUCACUAAUUUAGUCGAGCGCGGUCGUAGAAAAUGCGACAUGUACUGGCCUAAGGAGGGAACAGAGACUUACGGAUAUAUUCAAGUCAGCUUGACGAAGGAAGACGUGAUGGCCACUUACACCAUUCGUACUUUGCAAAUUCGUCAUCUAAAGCAGAUUAAGAAAAAGAAAAACGGGACCAGCAUGGCCGAACGCACAGUUCUUCAAUAUCAUUAUACCGGAUGGCCUGAUCACGGAGUUCCUGAUCAUCCCCUCCCCGUGCUUAAUUUCAUUCGUAAAUCAUCAAAUGCUAAUCCGCCCGAUGCAGGGCCCAUUAUUGUCCACUGCAGCGCUGGUGUUGGUCGAACUGGCACUUACAUUGUGAUCGACGCGAUGCUCAAGCAAGCGAAAAGUAAAGGAGAAAUUAACAUCUACGGAUUUUUGAAACACAUCCGUUCUCAGAGAAAUUUCCUCGUCCAGACUGAGGAGCAAUAUAUUUUCAUUCACGACGCUCUGCAAGAAGCCAUCGAGAGCGGAGAAACUAAUAUAGAAGUUAAUUGUUUAAUGAAGCAUGUGCAAGAUAUGCUCUGUCCCUCCAACAACAAAACCAAUCCAUGGAAUAAUUUGGAAGCACAGUUUAAGCUUGUGACUUCUUGGAAACCAAAAGACUUUAACUUGGUAUCUGCUAUGAAGUCCUGUAAUCUUCAUAAGAAUAGGAAUAUGGAAAUUGUACCUAUUGAAAAUGCUCGCGUGCAUCUUACGCCUAAACCAGGUGUCGAUGGAAGUGAUUACAUAAACGGAACGUGGUUUGCUGGUUUCCAUCGAAAUCGGGAAUUUAUCAUCACCCAACAUCCCUUAGAACACACGAUAAUGGAAUUUUGGCAAAUGAUGUGGGACCACAAUGCGCAGACUAUAGUUAUGUUGACGCAGUGCGACGAGGAAUACCCCGAAUUCUGGCCUAUCGAGGGAAAAGAUCUCGAAUCUGAGACCUUUAGAGUGAGAUUAUGUGGCAUUAAGGAAACAGUGAGUGGAGUAGUUUUGCGAGAAGUUGCUGUACGCUCCUUGCAAGACGAUUACGAGCUUAGUGCGAAAAUCGUUCAAGGACCUUUGAAUCAAGGAGGUCCUUGGCCUCAUCACAACAAUCCGAAAGCGUUCGUCAACGUCAUUCAAGAUUUUCACAGAGACUAUCAAAAUGGACCCAUCGUCGUCAUGGAUAGGUACGGUGGCAUCGAAGCUGGGCUCUUUGUUUUACUUACGACGCUCACUAAACAAAUGGAGUUUGAGGAGAGCGCCGAUGUUUACAUGUUUUCAAAGCUUUUGUAUAUGAAGAGGCCUGGUAUUUUCAGGUCUAAGGAGGAUUACUUUCUGUUGUAUCAGUGCCUUGAGUCGAUGCUAUCGUCAAAGUCGAGAGUGGAGCCCGAUCUCUACACGAUGUCAAAUGGUCACGUGGCCGCAAUGAACGACGCGAGUGAAAUUAAUACGGUAAUAGCGCCACCUCAGCACAUACCCCUGGACUAUCCAGUAAAGUUGCCCGUUAUUCGUGAGUACGUCCCUGUCGACCAAAACGGAGAAUACAUCCCGGACUAUUCGAUUCCAAUGCACGUGAAUCACGCAAACGAGCGAGGUUGUCCGGCCAAUGACACGUGUCUGAUGCGAGGCGACCACAUGAUUUCAGAAAGUGCUUCGAUGCAACUUUGCAAUGCCAACUUCACGAGUCAUCCGGGUGCACCAAUCACGAUCGACGUUAACGGGUGUGUCACCAAUGGCAACAUGAGAGUACCACCUGAAGGCAUGGAAGCCACCUGCAUGAUGGCGCCACAAUGAUGGAACCCAGAUUCAUUACUUGCUAUCCAAAUCAGCGCGGAACACUCGGGGCGGAGAGUUUGUCUCUAAGGCGGGGGCUCUCCAGAAAUUUAGUGACAUGAGAAAUUGGCAGGAGAAACUGACAUGAGAAAGUGACAUGAGACAGAGAUAUUAGGGAAAAAGUUCAUGAACAAGUGACAUGGGAAACUGGCAUGAGAAAAGGAUAUUAGAAAAAAAUAAAAUAAAGUGGCAUGAGAAACUGACAUUAGAAAAAAAUGACAUGGGAAAGUGACAAGAGAAAAAAAUUGCAUGCGAAAGUGGUAUUAGAACCUGACAUGAGAAACUGACACGAGAAAAAAAAUAACACGAUUAAGUGUUAUAAGAAGAAAAUGACACGAGAAAGUGACUUUAGAAAAAACAUGACAUGAGAAACUGACGUAAGAAAGUGAAAUAAGAAAAAAAAAAUGA